AUGCACUGACGGAUAAGAAAUGCAAAGAACUCCAUGAAAGAUGAAUAUCUGCUUAUAGGAUUCUCACAUUGGAUUAUGAUCAUUAAUUUCCUCAGCAAAAUAUCUGAAGCCAAUUUUAACCCAAAAUUCUCGGUAGCUGCUCAGCAAAUAAUUCUGAUCAUUUAUAUUGAAAUGAAAGCAUCUAGUUAUAACGAAAUUCUUCCGGGGAUUUAUUUAGGAGACUAUAAAGCUGCAAAGCACUUAGAAACUUUAGAAGGCUUAGGCAUUACACAUAUUGUGAUUGCAGCAUCUGAUUUGGACCCUUGGUAUCAAAAUAUCAUCAAUUAUAAACAAUUCCCACAGAUGGAUUCUGGAGAAGCUUUAACUGGCAUUUUCAGGCAGUCAAAUCAAUUUAUAAAAGAAGCUGUCCAAAGCAACGGAAAAGUUCUUAUACACUGGUAGUUUAUAUAUAGCCAGAUGGGUGUAUACAUCUUUUUAUUAAAUAGUGCGAUAAGACGCACUUUUUGAGCGGACCAAUACGUUUCUGGCCAGAGAAAUUUCAGUUUUUACUUUUUUAGAGAAAAAACAGAAAUAUAAAUGAUAGGAUGAUUGCUGCUGCUAAGAUAAAAUUGCUAAAACAUGUUGACGUUAAAUACGUUUAAGAAGCAUUAAAAAUAGCUUAUUAGUGCUAGAGAAAAUUCAGGCAGAAAAUAUCCAAUGUGCUAAAAAAGGGCAUAAAGGCUGCCCUUGUCAUAGGAUCCCACUGCCUGGAAUAAAAACACCAGAUUUUUAAAAAUACCUGGGAAGUGGUAGAACUUGAAUUUCUCACAGACAUUUUUUAUGUCAAAUUUUUUGGCUCGUCAAAAUCGAUUUGGCGAGCUGAUUCUGGCCAGUAAGCAAAAUAAAAAAGAUGCAUGAUAAUGGACAAUUCUAACAUCAUUUUGAUUUAUAAUAAUCUUACUAGAAAUGGAAAGUGAUGACAUCAUUUAUGUUUUCAAUCGGCGCUGAUCACUCCUGACUACCAACACGACUACAGCAUUCAUCACAUGCAAAUUUUUCCUUUAAACUUAAUUUCAAAUGGAUCUUUAGGUCUUUACUCAAAAAAAAUCAAUUGGCACAGAAGUCAUAAAUAAUUAGUAGUUAAGUGUCUUUAGCAGAUAAAACAUCUGCAGCAUAGAACUUCAAUAACUUUUUUUAUAUGUACAAUCUCAGUGAGAUAUUUGAGAAGUAAGUGCAUGUUAUUGAGCCAAAUCUAAUUGGAUAGCACUUCAGUUGCGGGAGUUAAUUUUGAUCACCUACAAGAAUAAUUUUUUUGGGUUGAAAAUAAAGGGCAUUAAACUUGAUAAAGCUGUGCACUGGCAAGCUUCAUUAACAAUACCAAUUUUAAUUUCUCCAAUUGACCUCAACAUAGUUUAUGAUCCACAUCUUUUGCAUAAUGAUUCACCUUUAGCCUGAAGGGUCUUUCUUUGAGUGUAAGAAUCUUUAGAUCAUUUUUUCCAAUCAUUCUUUUAAAAAACUGUUUGGUAUCUGAAUUUUUUCAUUUUUUUGGUUUUGCCUGAUGAAUCUGAUCCAGGAAACUUUUCAACUGAGCUGACUCCUUCUUUAAAUAGCACACAAUAUUCUAAGAACCAUGGAGGAAAGUAUUUGUUGUAUCAAUCAUGAAUGUAAUGCUUAUAAAUUUUAUUGAACCCGUUAAUAAUUAUUCAACAAUUCUGCUUGUCUUCACAAGGUCUCAUCGUCAUAUUUCUAAAUUUAGCGAAAUCAGAGUUGCAAGAGCAUAUGUAAUUUUUAUUAUCUCCAAUAAAAACAAAGCAAAUUUCAAUAAUAACUUUGUUUUUCAUUCUUCCAAAGGCAAGCAAAAGUUUUAUGCACUUUAGUGUCUAAUGACAAUCCUUUUUUUCUAAUUCAUUUAUUGGUGAACAUAUGCAAAAGCGGCCGACCCCUUGCAUGCAAAUUAUUUUGACUUAUGGAGAUGGCUUAAGCUCUAGAAUAUCUCUCCAAGAUUGAACUUAUAAUUAAAGAUUGGACAACCUUGUCAAAAUUGUCAAAAUAGUUGAAGUGGCAUUAGCAUCUAAAAAUCAGAUAACAUAGAAUUCAAGAUCUUUUUGUUAUAAGUUCAAUUGCAGAGAGAUAUUCUUGACUUUAAACAAUCUCCAUAAGCAAAAUUAAUUAGCAUGCAAGGGGUCGACCGCUUUUGCAUAAUUCAUAGAAAUAGAGAUCAAAAGAAAUUAAUAAAGCCGAUAAGAGAAAUUGCUAUUAGCAGCUAAAGCGCCAGAAAUGCAGAUGAAUAAAUUUUUUGACACAAAAAAACGCUUAUCAGUCGCUUUUAUCGUUACCAAAUUCGCAUGAGCUUUCACAGUAAUUAGGAAAUUUCAUUUUCUGAAAAAUCACAAUUUUUCCAUUAUCUUCUCUUUGUUUUUUUUUGGCAUGGCUUGGAAAAUUCAUUAUGAAAAUUUUGCAAAUAGGUACUGCUGAAAGAUUCUCUUCUUAGGAAAUAAAAAUGACUCUAGUUGUACAAUUCUUGCAUAAUUUAUUGAAUCUGAAGGAAUUAUUGCUUGAAUUUCUUAAACGCUUGUUUGAAAUACUCGUAUAGAUCGUUGAUUUAAGUUCUCCUGCGAUUCUAGCUCUCAAAUUUGAUGAUAGGUAUUGUAAGCGGGUAAAGAUAAGUUUAAAGGAAAAAUUUGCAUGUGAUGAAUGCUGUAGUCGUGUUGGUAGUCAGGAGUGAUCAGCGCCGAUUGAAAAACAUAAAUGAUGUCAUCACUUUCCAUUUCUAAUAAGAUUAUUAUAAAUCAAAAUGAUAUUAGAAUUGUCCAUUAUCAUGCAUCUUUUUUAUUUUGCUUACUGGCCAGAAUCGGCUCGCCAAAUCGAUUUUGACGAGCCAAAAAAUUUGACAUAAAAAAUGUCUGUGAGAAAUUCAAGUUCUACCACUUCCCAGGUAUUUUUAAAAUCUGGGUGUUUUUAUUCCAGGCAGUGGGAUCCUAUGACAAGGGCAGCCUUUAUGCCCUUUUUUAGCACAUUUGGAUAUUUUCUGCCUGAAUUUUCUCUAGCACUAAUAAGCUAUUUUUAAUGCUUCUUAAACGUAUUUAACGUCAACAUGUUUUAGCAAUUUUAUCUUAGCAGCAGCAAUCAUCCUAUCAUUUAUAUUUCUGUUUUUUCUCUAAAAAAGUAAAAACUGAAAUUUCUCUGGCCAGAAACGUAUUGGUCCGCUCAAAAAAGUGCGUCUUAUCGCACUAUUUAUUUAAAAAAAAGAUGUAUAGCACGAAGCGCAACUCUAAUGAUUGCAUAUGUAAUGCAAGAAAUGAGCUUAGAUAUGAACAGAGCAAUUGAGUUUGUUGGAAGAAUUCGACGCUGCAUUAAUCCGAAUCCAUUUCAUAUAUUUCAAUUGAGAAAAUUUGAGAAUGAACUUGUAAGACCUAAUUAGUUUGGCACACUAAUGCCUUAUUUUUGUAAAUUUUGCUGUAUCGAGCUGUUUUCUUGUGACGAUAUACUGCAUCCAGAAUGCAACAACCAAGAAAAUCAAACUAUUGUUAUCAAGCAAAAGGAAUGAAUGCCUGAUGAUUUCAGUGAAGCUACUGAAAUUAGUUGUCCUGAUUGUGGCACAGAUGUUGGCGAACCUUUGACUUCUGGGUACAAUUGCAGCUGUGGGCAGUAUUUUGAUACUGCGGCUGCAAUUAAUAAAGAAUUAUUAACAAAUUAA
This is a messenger RNA of Blepharisma stoltei, 3676 nucleotides long. Lineage: Eukaryota; Ciliophora; Heterotrichea; Heterotrichida; Blepharismidae. The record is from the annotation of a GenBank genome assembly.